Molecule: messenger RNA, 282 nt
Organism: Knipowitschia caucasica
Lineage: Eukaryota; Metazoa; Chordata; Actinopteri; Gobiiformes; Gobiidae
Source: the annotation of a GenBank genome assembly
AUGGUCCGGGAGUCCACGGUGUCAGACUGGGACUUGUCCUCAGGUCCAGGGACGUCCCUCGGUGUCCAGACUGGGACUUGUCCUCAGGUCAGCGAGUCACAGGUGUCAGAUGGGACUAGUCCUCAGGUCCAGGUGUCACCGUGUCAGACUGGACUUGUCUCAGUUUUCCAGGAGUCCACGGUUGUCAGACUGGGACUAGGCCUCAGGUCCAGGAGUCCGGUGUCAGACUGGGCGACUAGUCCUCAGGUCCAGGGAAGUCCACGGGUGUCAGACUGGGACUAG